GAGGAAAGGCACCGAAUCUGAGUCCCCUCUCCUCCUUGCUCUGGUUCAGCGAGCCUCGCUCUGCUGUGCUCCACCUCCAUUGCUCUCACGACGAUCCCAUCGACACAUCGAUGGAGUUGUUCGCAGGCCGAGGCGCAGCGACCGCCGACGAAGGCGGCCGAGACCGCCGCUUCCCCGAGCCUCCGAGGCAUCACGCUCCUGCAGAAGACUCGUCGUCGUCGAUGCUGGUGAUCAGGGACGCGCUGCUGUCGCAGCUCCAGAAGGACCGACUUCGCCAGGAGAUUAUCCUGGCCGAGCUCGCCAAGAUUGAGCGCGCCAUGGCCCUGCGCGCCGCCGACGUCGACCGUGCUAACCCCGGGGCGCCCUUCUCCUUCCUCGAGCUCGAGGAGAUGCCGCGCAGCAGGGACGCGGUUGGUCCUGCAGACCAUGGUAUUGUCGCCGCCGAUGUGGACAACGAUCUGAAGAAGAAGAAGAAGAAGAAGAAGAAAGAUGGAGUGCGCGGGGGUGUGCAACUCGAGUCCCACAAGCCUCCCACGGAAGAUCGCGUCCGUGAAUCCCUGAGAACUUCUUGUGGUGCCGGUAACGCGGCAGGUCAGCAAAAUGCAGCACUUGAUGAGCGCAAACUACAAGAACCCAAUGAGACUACGUUGCACAAGAAGACGGCGCCUUCUUCAGUGAAAUGGAGCUGUGACAUCUGCCGGGUGGAAGCACCCACCGAGAGCCACUUACAACAGCAUUUUGCAGGGCAGAAACACCAGUCUAAAGUAGCUGCCUUGGUAUCAAGAAACAAUGCCUACAGUCAGAAAGCAAAGGCACCUGCUGCGAAAUCCGAAAAUGUGCGGCAAUAUGACGAAAAGCCGCGUCUAACUUGGGUCUGCUGGUUCUGCCAAUCCAACUGCACCUGCAAAUCAAACCUGGAGGACCACCUGAGAGGCAAAAGACACAAAGCAAAGGUCCAAUCCCUGCUGGAGGAAUGCAAGAACAUGGCAGUGAAUUGUGGGUCGCUGAAUUCACAACCAAACCUUGUGAAACAGGAUGAAGAGAAAAACCCUGCUUCAACAUGGAAUUGCAGCCUCUGCCAAGCCAAGUGCAGUCAUCAGUCAGACUUGGCGAACCACCUAAGAGGCAAGAGACACCAGCUUAAUUUUCUGGUUCUACAGGUAGAAGGCAAGCAGUAUCUCUCAGAAUGGGGCUGCGGUAUCUGUCAGGCGAAAUGUAACUCUGUAUCUCAGUUUGAGAAUCACUGCAGCAGCAGGGGACACCAACAGAAGGUAGAAGCUCUACGGAAAGGAGGCCAAAUUGCAAGCUCAAGUGGUUCCAAGACAGCUAAGUGUGCAAGCUCUGAGGAGACGGAGAUACAUAGGGCGACAUACUUUUGCAAGCUUUGCUAUUUGCACUGCAACAGCAAGAAUACACUAGCCGAGCAUCGGAAGGGGAAGAAGCACACAGAGAAGGUGGAGCAACGGAUGUCGUUGAGUUUUUGCGAGAUUUGCAAUCUGCAAUGCAACAGCGAAAAGAUGCUCGCUCACCAUCGUACUGGGAAGGGUCAUCUGUCAAAGCUCAACAACUAAUGAUUGGAGAGGCUGUGGAGCGAGAAAUGACAGCACCAUCCAUUCAUCUUGAAGAUAUUCAAUUGGAUUUUCAUUUACCAAGUCUUACAACCUAUUAUUUGACAUGAUAAUUUAUUUAACAUAAUUUAUGUUGCUGCUACUUUAUUGCAAUGCUUGCAUCAGUUUGAUCA
Messenger RNA from Sorghum bicolor (sorghum), 1741 nucleotides. RefSeq names its product PR domain zinc finger protein 5. The record is from RefSeq and is a predicted model, not a curated record. The transcript is spliced from 2 exons. Gene Ontology annotation, molecular function: zinc ion binding; nucleic acid binding. The coding region runs from base 111 to 1571 and encodes 486 amino acids. NCBI's taxonomy places the organism in Eukaryota, Viridiplantae, Streptophyta, Magnoliopsida, Poales, Poaceae.